UACUAAGACGACCGGAAGUGUAUGAUAAAGGCGGAAGUUGAAAGUGUCGACAUCAUUCUCGUGUGUUUUCUGGUGCCUCCACAUUUUGAACAAGUUGAACAUUUGGUUAUCAAGUCAAAUACCCAGUCUGAGUAAAUAAUGUCUGACAACGAAGACAACUUCGAUGACGGAGAUUUCGACGAUGGGGAAGAAGAUGAAGGGUUAGAUGACUUGGAGAACGCGGAGGAUGAAGACCAGGAGAAUGUACAGAUUCUACCAGCUGGGGAAGGACAACAAGCUAAUCAGAAAAGAAUUACCACGCCUUACAUGACCAAGUAUGAGCGAGCACGAGUCUUAGGAACUCGAGCCCUGCAGAUUGCUAUGUGUGCCCCAGUUAUGGUGGAGCUGGAAGGGGAAACAGACCCACUUCAGAUUGCCAUGAAGGAGCUGAAGAGCAGAAAAAUCCCAAUUAUUAUCAGGAGGUACCUGCCUGAUGGAAGUUAUGAGGACUGGGGCUGUGAUGAACUUAUCAUAACAGACUAAGCUGACCUGACCUAAGCAGGACCAAGCACACCUGCACCCUAAAGAAUCAGACCAAUCCUCCAAGACCCAAACUGCAGCUGUUGUGAAAAAAGCAAGUUUGGAAAAAAGACAUUGAUUCACACGUCAACCAUAAACAGAGGUCCCAGUUAUCACUCAAAAUGAACACAAAAUGGUAUUGUUUUGAUUGGCUGCUCAAUCAAUCAGUGGUCCAACCCCCAGCUCUCCAUCUGGAACUUUCUGCUGCAUGCCCACCUCUCCUCCACUAGGUGGACUUCUGAAUCAGGAGAAAAGAAUGGGUAUGAACACAGCAGUGUGGAAUAGUUUUGAGUUUCUCUUUAUUUUAAGUAGUUAUUAAAAAUGUUUUGUAAGAAAUUGCUUUGAAUUUGUGUAUGAGUUUUCUUGUGUAGGUAAAUUAUAUGGACAGGCCUAAUGCCGCACAUAUAUGUUGUGGUUUCAGAUAAAUACAUUUGAUACAUAAGGGUCUGUUAUCACUGAUAUAUGUGAUUCAAGAGGGUUUUCUCUGAAAAACUAACCUUUAUUGUCUAUGAAGGUAAUGGGUAAAAUACAACCUUGCAAACGCCAACACCACAGUAGGCAAUUCAAAGCCUUCCGAAACAUCAGCAGCACUACUUUGAGCGCUGAUAAAGAAAUUUGCUCAUUUUUCCGAAUUGGUGCUAUGCUGCUCAUGCUGUUCCAUAUCAUGGGUUUCUGACACCAAAUUACAUUUGCACAAGUGUGUCAAUAUGAAUUUGAGGGUGAUACAAUAACUAGUUACAAACAAAAACAUCCCCAAUAAAUGGUUAAAAACCUCCAUGCUGUUUAACACAUAAAAUAAAGUUUCAUAAAUAUGAA
Molecule: messenger RNA, 1374 nt
Organism: Alosa alosa (allis shad)
Lineage: Eukaryota; Metazoa; Chordata; Actinopteri; Clupeiformes; Clupeidae
Gene: polr2f
Product: RNA polymerase II, I and III subunit F
Exons: 5
Coding region: 139-522 (127 amino acids)
Biological process (GO): DNA-templated transcription
Cellular component (GO): RNA polymerase I complex; RNA polymerase III complex; RNA polymerase II, core complex
Molecular function (GO): DNA binding; DNA-directed RNA polymerase activity
Source: RefSeq, a predicted model, not a curated record